AUGGGUUCAUGUUAAGGGACAAAUUAAGAUAUACAAUAAGAUUUGAGAAUGAGGGAAAUUAUGACUAAAUUUUAAGUUCCUAUGCCAUAUAUAGAUGAAUAUAGAAUAUUUUAAACAAUGAAAUAAGUAGAAAUGUAAUUAUUGACUCAUACUUAUAGUAUUUAGCAUAAUAAAAUUCCACAUUUUGAUUUAAUAUAUUCGAAAAUGGGAGAUUCAUCAGACAAAAUGAAGAAUUUAGUAAAAAAAUGGAGAACAAAAUAUGAAUUGCAUAAUCAUCCUAAUUUAUUAUCAAUUCAUAAUGUUUCAAUUAUUGAAUCUAUGAAAAUAUUUAUACCUUAUACUGAUAUUAUACUACUAAUGGAUAAACCAAUUCAACCUUUAACAAGACAUAAAAAAGUCAUCAUGAAAUAACCAUUUUCAUAAAAUGAGAUUUUGUUCUUAUUAGAUUGUGUGGUCUCUGGUUUGGCAUUUCAAUAAUAAAAUAAAAUUUAUCCAUCUGGAUUCGAUAUUGAAGACAUUGUAACUGUUAAGACUCCAUUUAACACUGAAAUUUAUAAGUUGGUAGAUAGGUAUUAAAAACCGAUUCGCACAAAUUUGUUUUAAGAGUUUAUUUAGCUUUAUGAUGAUAAAUAAAGUAUAUUUAUUGUUUAUUAACAUAUUAGCUCUGAAUGAAUUGAAAAAAACAGCCUUUUUUUCUCCAGCUCAGAUUGAAGCUAUUCCAAAAAAAGACAAGGUAAUAUAUAUUUUUAUUAAUAGUAUCUCAAACAUAAUAGAUAUAAAUCUGAUGUAUUCAAUUUCGGCCUAAUUUUGAUAUAUUUGAUAUAAGCUAAACAUCCAGAAGUUUAUGACUGGAAGAAAUGGCAAGUAGAUGAUUUUGCUUUGAGAAAGGUUCAAGAUGAUCUUAUAGUAACAAAUUUCGAUGAAAAAUUCUUACGUCUAAUAGAAAUUAUGCUAACAAUAGAAGAAGAUAAAAGACCAGAUUUUAUAGAAUUAGAUAAUAUGGUCAAUAAAUUAUUUUUAGAUCUUUAAAUGCAUCGUUUAUAAGAAAAAUAUUAAUUAAAAGAUUUUUUUAUUGUAUCAUUUGAUAAGCAUUCUGAUAUCAAAAAUGAAAUACUUAGUAAUAAUAUUUAUUAAUCCAAAUAAUCAAAAUAAUCAACUCUUAUAGGGUCAUAAAAUUUGAUAAAAUCAACUUAAUAAUAAACAUAGCAUCUAAGAAAUGAAACUUAAAAAAUUAAAUAGAAUGACAUAAGUCAAGCUUCUAUUAAAGAUUAAUAAAUUUAAACAUAAAACAAAUUCGAUAAUACUAUAACUGUAUCAUAAGGAAAGUUGCAUUAUUCAAAUGGAUUUUAUUACAUAGGUUAAAUUUGUAAUAGAAGAAGACAUGGAAUAGGAACUUACUAUAAUUCUGAUAACCAAAAGAUUUCUGAAGGGAUGUGGGUAUUUGAUGUACCUGAAGGAGAUUUUAUACUUUAUAAUCAACCUAAGUAAGAGAAUGAAAAGAGUCAUAUGAAUUUAUCAAGAAAAGAUUGGGUCCAGUAUAAAGGAUAAAUGAAACAAGGUUAAAAAAAUGGAAUUGGAGUUCUAUAUUUUUCUGAUGGAUCAAAAUUUAUGGGUAAUUUUUCAUGUGAUUAAGCACAUGGGAAAGGUUAAUUUGAAUAUUAAAAUAAAGAAUAAAUUAUUGGAACUUGGUAGCAUGACAUAUUCAAUAGUUGA
This is a messenger RNA of Paramecium primaurelia, 1713 nucleotides long. The record is from the annotation of a GenBank genome assembly. NCBI's taxonomy places the organism in Eukaryota, Ciliophora, Oligohymenophorea, Peniculida, Parameciidae.